CCUGGCAGUAGGCCCCGCCCCUCCUCCGCGGCCCCACGCAGCCGCUUGGGCCGGGCCGGGCCGGGCCGGGAGCGCCUGGCGGGAGCGGAGCGGGUUCGGCACCAGCUGGGACGGGCCGCGACCAGCUGCCUCCGGGACAUGGAGGGCGUGCGGCCGGGCGGGGGGCCCCCCGCGGGCGGACCGGGGUCCGGCUCGGGGUCCGGGUCUGGGUCCUUCCCGUCGCUGUUCCCGCCGGGGCUGCACGGUAUCUACGGCGAGUGCCGCCGCCUCUAUCCCGACCAGCCCAACCCGCUCCAGGUCACCGCCAUCCUCAAGUACUGGUUGGGAGGACCUGACCCUCUGGACUAUGUUAGCAUGUACAGGAACCUGGGAAACCCAGCACUGAAUGUUCCUGAGCACUGGCACUACGUCAGCUUUGGGUUAAGUGACUUGUAUGGAGACAACAGAGUACAUGAGUUUACAGGAACAGAUGGACCGAGUGGUUUCGGGUUUGAGCUGACAUUCCGACUGAAGAGAGAGACGGGGGAGUCGGCACCACCCACCUGGCCAGCAGAGCUGAUGCAAGGCUUGGCCCGAUACGUCUUCCAGUCAGAAAACACCUUUUGCAGCGGUGACCAUGUGUCGUGGCACAGCCCUUUGGACAACAGUGAGUCUCGAAUCCAGCACAUGUUGCUGACUGAAGACCCCCAGAUGCAGCCGGUGCAGACUCCUUUUGGGGUUGUCACUUUCCUGCAGAUUGUUGGGGUUUGCACUGAGGAACUGCAUGCAGCUCAGCAGUGGAAUGGUCAAGGGAUUCUGGAGCUGCUUCGGACUGUCCCAGUAGCUGGAGGCCCCUGGCUGAUAACAGACAUGCGAAGAGGAGAGACCAUAUUCGAGAUUGACCCACAUCUGCAACAGGAGAGAGUCGACAAAGGGAUUGAGACAGAUGGCUCAAACCUGAGUGGAGUGAGUGCCAAAUGUGCCUGGGAUGACCUGAGCCGGCCACCAGAGGAUGAUGAAGACAGCAGGAGCAUUUGCAUUGGGACCCAGCCUCGGCGGCUCUCUGGGAAAGAUACAGAGCAAAUCAGGGAGACUUUGCGGAGAGGGCUUGAGAUUAACAGCAAACCUGUCCUACCUCCAAUCAAUGCACAAAGACAGAAUGGGUUGAACCUCGACCGAGCACCAAGCCGUAAGGACAGUUUGGAAAGCGAGAGCUCAGCAGCCAUCAUUCCCCAUGAGCUGAUCCGCACGAGACAGCUGGAGAGCGUGCACCUGAAAUUUAACCAGGAGUCGGGAGCGCUCAUCCCCCUCUGUCUAAGGGGAAGGCUCUUACAUGGACGGCACUUUACAUAUAAAAGUAUUACAGGAGAUACAGCAAUCACAUUUGUAUCAACGGGAGUAGAAGGAGCCUUUGCUACAGAGGAGCACCCCUAUGCAGCCCAUGGACCUUGGUUACAAAUCCUAUUGACCGAAGAGUUCGUAGAGAGAAUGCUGGAAGAUUUAGAAGAUCUGAAUUCUCCAGAGGAAUUUAAACUUCCAAAGGAGUACAGCUGGCCUGAAAAGAAACUGAAAGUUUCCAUCUUGCCAGAUGCUGUGUUCGACAACCCACUGCAUUAGAGCUGAAUUACACUAUUCUAACAACUGGGAGAGCCAAGUUACUGUCCAUUACCCAGUGACUCACAGGAUAAUUAAUGCAGUAAAAACUCUGCCUGCAAAUAAAAAGAGUUUGCUGCACAACCACUGCAAACAGAAGAGGAGCUACUCAGCACCAGCCCAGACCGAACUGAGCCCUUUCCUUUAUCCUUCCCAAGGCUGAACUCUCUGGGAGCAGCCUGCGUAUGUGUGAGUGCGAGUGAGAAAUAUUUAACUAUGAAAAUUAGUAGUAAGAAUCCUUUCUCUCUCCUAGCUGCAGAACUCCCCUCUGCCUUAGCCCAGGGUGUAGACGCUCUGCACGCCUGUAUUUACACAUACAUUUCUGCCAGGUGCGAGCCUAUAAUCCAUGGAUUAAAUGUUCUUUACGUGACUCUGGAGUCCUUUUGUUAGCCAAACUUUUACUGACUGCAGAACUGUUCUUCCAUGUGCUAUUUUUUUUUCUUUUUAGAAACGGAAUGGUAUUUCCCCUGUUUAAAGGAGGCCAAAAGCUCACAUGCUUGAAGCUGAACAGAUUUAAAGAUGAACUUUCUAGUUCAGUCAAGAAAAACAAAUCCAGAUCCUCCCUGCCCUCAAAUUAGGCAUGUUUUAAGUGUUGGUCUUGGUGCUAUUAGCUAUGGUAUCACUGCAAACAGAGGCAACUUUAUUCUCGUGCAUCCUGUCCUUGUGCCUGAACCCCAGGGAAGGUCGCAACCUCUGGUUUUGCACAAGCAGGAGGAAGAAAGCUACCGGGGCGGGGGAGAUCUCCUGUUUACAGUGUGUUUAUCUUUAAAGAGAUACUGUCAAGUAUUUUUUCCUUGCUAUUGUACAGAAUUUGAGAAGCUAGAAAGGAUGAUUUGUUCACAGGGACAACUUCAGCAGCUCUGCAGGAUCAGGGGGCUGCUUGAAAGCAUAUGAAGUGGAGAUCUCUGCUGCCCUGGCACAGCAGAAAGGAGUCUCAGCCUCAAUGAAGCCAUCUAUUCUCCCUGUUCCAGCAGGGUUGUGCCCUAGUGCAGCUCCAUUUUCCCCUCUAGCCUUGCUGUGGUGGCUCUUGUUGCUGACCUUCCUCCUUUCAGAUGUGUUUGAACUGUAAAGCAUCAAAACCAGUUUGAAAAGACACUCUCUAGAUCCCUGUGGCUUCCUCCUUAGAGUGUGCAGAGGAGCCUGUCUCUGCAGUGCCAGGUUGUGUCUCUGCAUAGCUGCUGGCCCUGUGGAUACCUGCAGCAAACCACCGCAGGCUUUACCCCCUGCUGCUGCUGCUGCAGGGUGUUUCUGAUGCAUAUUCUCCAGCCUUCCUCUGCCCAUUGUCUUUUGGUGACAACUCUUCACCCCUUGUCAGGGGAGGUGCAGCUUUCCUUCCACCCCUUUCUGCCUACAAGAUAACUGGCGGUUUAUGCGCAGUUGCUGUGUGAUCCUAAUACAAGUAUAACAAAAGCUUUUAACACUUAACUUCCCAUAUCAAACAGCAAAGUCCAGGAGGCCUCACAGUACCCUGGGGUUGGUUUUCUGUUUGUUUUCUGAUUUAAUUUCUUCCCAGCACAGUCAGCUUUGAUGUUUUCUGCAUAUAUUUGAGGCUGGUUAAUGUUGGUCAAGUAGCAGAGCUAGGAGCCACAAAGCUUUCCUUGGACUUGCUACAGAAUUCCUCUGUGGCCUCAGGCAAGUCACUCAAUGUGUCUCUGUGCAGAGAGGGUGACUGUUGACUAGAGGGCUGUAGGACCUACCGAAGCAUGCCAGGGUUUGCAGGGGAGGGCGUGCUUUGUGUACAAAGCAGUAUUUGUAUUAUUAUAAUUGUUUUUAUAUUAUAAUUUAAGGCAGGCCAAAUGCAGGGUCCAACACUGCUCUGCAGAACCUUCCUUUCUGCAAAGCUAUGAAAGCAAUUUACAUGUAAAUGAGUUUGUCAUUUUGUCUGAACUCAGAGGAUCAUCUUAAAAUCCUGCUGUGAAAGAACAAACUUUCAGAUAUCCGCAUGUGCCAGCCAGAGUGAUUUCUGUGCUGUGGCAGGCUGCAUUCAUCCAUGGGAUCUCUUGGCCAGUUUUCACUGUCCUGGUUAGCACUAGGCAUCCCUUCUGCACUGUAGAUGUAUGUGCAAGGGACAGCGUGGAUGAGAAAGUGCCAUGAAAACCUACCGGUCCAGCUUCAAAAACCAUGUGCCCCAGUGUCCCACCGCAAGAUAAUGGACAAACAGGUAAUUGUGGCAGUGGUAAAAAGGCAAGGGCAGCAACUACAAUUUUUUCCCAAAGCCAUCCAACAGUAGCCCGUGGAUGCUCUUGUAGGAGCUUGCUGGGGGUGCUGCAGCAGAGCUGGCCUGUUGCCACGAUGCUGGCUGCUCUUCCUUGUUUCCAGAUGCUAGCUCUCAUUAAAAGGAGCUUAAAAUCCACAUCUUGGUGGAGAAGGGACAUUUGGAAGGUCAAUUGUUGCUAUUCCUGCAGAGAUCAGCACAGGGCAGAGAGAAGUCCAUCAGACCCUCUCUGGGCUCUGACACGCAUCUGGAAAGCUUGGGACCUCGUGCCCUGUGAACUCUUUGAGCCUUCACGGCAGGGAUCUGGUGCUGUAUGCAGGGAAAGCACCUCCUCCAAGCUGGCUUGUGGUCCAGUUCUGCCUUUCUCAUGCAAGUGUUUUCCUCACUGUAUUUACUCUCAUCAGAUGCUCUGGGCUGGGUUUCCAUUGACUUCAGAGGGAGCACGCUGAAUGCAUGUGGUAAUCCACCCAGUAUCCUUGUGUGUGUGUAUGUGUGUAUUUUUGUUCCAUGUCAUGUAUUUAUAUAUAGUUCCGUGUAUUUGAGUUAUGAACAGGUGGCAUGCCAGAAAUCUCUAUUUCUGAGACACUUUCUCACAGAUCUUUGCUGGUAGCCAGAUAACAAUUGAGGGGGGAAGGCUUGAAGGGAAGGAAGUAAAAUCUUCCUAUUUAAGUAAGGGGGGAAAUAUUAGACAAAUAAUUGCUAAAAUAGAAUUCUGUGUCUUAUUGUUAGAGCAGCUAUGAGAACCUGGUGAAAGUCAGCCCUUAAGCUCCCUGGUCAUGUCGCUGCAUCUCAGCAACUUAUCUAAGAGUAAUAAAGUUGCAGUUACUCAGUAUCCUGAAGAGCUGGCCAGCCACAGGACAUCCCCUCACAAUUCACAUCAAGUUUGCAACCAUGCCAAAGGCUUACUUACUGGCAAGUAAAUGAGAUGUGAAAUUUGGAUAUUUUCAUCUUGGGGCAAGAGGACAUGUCUGUGUGUGAAUGAAAUGGAAAAGAAACUUUUGUAUUUUAGUGAGCAAGUAGUUGAAAGAGGGAAGUCAUCAGUAUUAAUAAAUACCGUGGUGUUUUUCUAGCCCAAUCCUGAUGAGAUGGUAGGACCACUGGUGCUGAUUUUUUCAUGAUUGUGUAGAAGGCCUGAAGCAGGUUUGUAUGGAACCAAAACCUGUGGGGCUUGUGUUGGCUAAAGACAGUGACCUGGAUGGAAAUGAAAGCAGUUUAGAAGCAGUGAGUACAGGGUUUCUCUCUCUUGAAGAAAUCUGGCGAUGCAGGUCAAUUCAGAUAUUUGGAAAGAUGAAGAACCUUGAAAAUCCAGCAUGUGACAGCAACUCUGAAACAGGAGAAGUCUUAAAAGCCAGGACUACUCUCUCUCUCUCAAUUUCUGAUUAAAAACAGGACAAGGAAUGUAUAAUUUCAGUAUUAAAGUAUGUAGGGUGUGAUCUGAGCAGAGCAGUCAGUCUUGUAGCUGCUGUAACCAUAUUUUCAGUGGCUUAGAUAGAUGGUGCCUGCUGUGUCUAAUUCUUUGAGGAUGGUGUGUAUUGGUUUUACUCUACAUGGAAUUGCCAACAGUGAUUUGAAAUUAUAUUCUGAAGCUCUUCACUUUAAAUAUUCAGUUGAUCUUGGAUGGCUUUUGAAAUUACACCAUCAGGUCAUCAAAUGGUCUUGGGAGAAGUGAGGGUUAUGGUGUUUUUCAUCUGGAACCAGUAGAAAUAUUUUUUAAAAAGACCCAAAACACUUGAAAGCAAUGCUUGGCUCUUCCCUCCUCCUAGGUUGGCAUCCAGAGUCCAUGUCCUGCUUUGCCAGCUUGUACCUGGCCAGGGCAGGGCAUCGUCACAUCAGGUGGGGAGAAAAGCUUCAGGCCAGAGGAAGCUCUUAGACCGUGUGUCCAGUUUUCCCCUAGCCCAGAGCAUGGCCUUGUGCCUUCUGGCUCCACUGUAUCGAGUCUUGGGCUUCAGCCCCUACUCCAUCUUGGCCAGGUGAGGAAGGGUUCCAGCACCAGGAGAGCCCUUCCACCUCCCAGGGACUGGGUGACUGCCCUCCUGUGAGAGAACACAUUGUGCCUUAAUUUUUCCUGUGAGUGAAGCUGCAAGGGCAGACGAAUUGUCGGGCAACCGAGAUUCCUUUCUGCGCAUCUGUCCCUAUUAAUAAAUGCCAGCCUGCACAGCAGCAAGACUGUAUCCAAAGCCAUCUCAAAAUCCACAUUUGCCUAUGGGGUUCACCUCUUGAGAUUUUAAAGCUGGGUUUAUGUCUCUUGACCUAACAAGCUCUGUUUCAACCCACUGUUUUUAUAACAUUUUUUCUGUUGUGCAGUGUCUGCUUGUUCUCUCCUCUUUCAAAAAAACCCGGCCCUUGUGUUUGACAUGAGUCCAAAAUUUCAAAUGGAGAAUAGGCCUGAGGUUGCAAAUGUGUUUUAAACGUGGUCCCGUAUCGACUUGUCUCUCAGGCAGUGAACCUGUCGUGUAUCGUGCUUCACCACCUCUUCAUUUCUACCAUGAUUCUGUUUCCCCUGAAGUCGCUGACAGACCAUAAAAUCAUCAUAAGUGGCACAUCAGUUCACAAAUGUCAUUUCUAGUCUGCUGUGAAGGGGCUGCCCCGUCCCUUUCCCUUGCUGGAAGACCACAGCAUCGUUCACCAUUUGGCUUGUGGAGCCCUGAUAGCAGGAGAGGAUCAUCAGCCCAGGAAGGGCUGCACAUGGCAGAUGUGGCUGGCCAGGGCCUGGUUGUUUUUCAACUGUCCUGCUGCUGUGCCUACCCUCUUUAAAAAGAGGAAGAGAGAGAGAAACAAACCCAACCUCGAAAAGCCAGAAGAAAAUUUCCUGCCCAUUGUCGUGUUUUGCAAACACUGUUCUUUUCUCUUGCCCUCUCCCUCCGCUCCCAACGAGGCUGGAGAUGAAAAUGGCUCCUUUGUUCCUUUCCCUGGGGCCCAACUGCAGCGAAAGUGCGGCUCCGGAAACUCUGCACCGCACAGGCGGCGAGGGUGGGAGGGACCGAGCUGUCACCGUGUGCGGUAGGUCCUGCACAAACACGGCUUGUUGACAAUGCCUCGAGCAGGACGGGAGAGAAGGGCUCUGUGGUGCUGGUGACGAGGCUCCUGUGCCAGUCUUCCUCCAGAAGCAAGCAGGAUGCAAAACACACAGGGGCUGAGGAAGGGGAGGUGGGUGUGAGUGGCCAUGUUGUCCUGGUCGGGACUGAUCACAGGCUGGGGAGCUCUGGGCUUUUGGCUUUCCCCAGAGUGGGAAUCUGCAGCCCCAUGGAAGCAGGCAGCAUCCUGCUAGGGGCUUGUAGUGGUGUCCUGGCUCCAGCACUGGGAUGCUCCCUGCACCCAUCCGGCCCUGUAGUCCUGGUACUGGGAGUAUGGCCACAGUCAUGCUCCAAACCCAAGUUUACUCUUUCAAAACCCUUCGCUUGUCCAGCCCAGGCUGGAUACACUAACUUGUCCCUUUUUUUAAAGGGAUGGAGAUUUUGCCUCUUGCUGGGGACACUGCUUGUUUUGUGUGCUGAAUGGGAGCAAAGGCAAGGUUCCCAGGGCAGGGGACACAUGGGUGACUGGGACCACAGCAAACCCUGAUCUCCGGGGUUGCCCUUGCAGCCCUGGGGUGAGCUUUUCUGUACUUCAGCCGUGUACAUGUGGGGGUGUGUGCGGGUGGGUGUGUGGGUGGGUGUGUGUGUGGUCUGCAGAUGCAGGGGUCAUGUGGAUGGAAGAGCCCCAGGACACUCCCAGCGGGGCUGGAAGGGGCCUGUGUUUCUGUGGCCGGUGUACCAGUACCUUGUAGAUGGCCUUUCUUCCCUCUCCCCUCCUCCUUUUUUUUAUAAAAGACAAAAAACAAACAGAAAGCUAAACUAGCAGAGGUUUUUAAAUAUUUUAUAUUAGUUUCUAAUGUAAAUUCUUACAUUGUUAUUGCAGUGCUGGGUGUGUUUCGCCUGCACGUGACUUUUUGUAAUAUUUUUGUGAAUCACUAAACAUUUUUUUUCCUCCCGUGUAUUCUAAGUGCAUUAAAGGUAUUUGCAGAAU
Messenger RNA from Motacilla alba alba, 7852 nucleotides. It is a transcript of the gene SUFU, whose product is annotated as SUFU negative regulator of hedgehog signaling. Gene Ontology annotation, molecular function: transcription factor binding. Lineage: Eukaryota; Metazoa; Chordata; Aves; Passeriformes; Motacillidae. The transcript has 12 exons. The record is from RefSeq and is a predicted model, not a curated record. Gene Ontology annotation, cellular component: cytoplasm; nucleus. The coding region runs from base 139 to 1596 and encodes 485 amino acids.